AUGUUGCCUUAUCAGCUUGUCUACGGCAAGGCCUGUCACCUGCUGGUAGAGCUAGAGCACAGAGCUUAUUGGGCAACAAAAUUUCUGAAUUUUGAUGCGAAGGCCACUGGAGAGAAACGACUCCUCCAAAUCAAUGAAGUUAAUGAGUUUUGGAUGGCGGCGUAUGUGAAUUCAAGGUUCUAUAAGGAGAAAACCAAGCUUUGGCAAGACAAGAGGAUUGCUUCAAGAAUUUUUGAACCUGGACAGCAGGUGCUCCUAUACAACUCUAAGCUGUUUCCAAGAAAGCUCAAGUCUAGAUGGUCUGGUCCCUUUACAAUUAACAAAGUCUCUCCCUAUGGUCAUGUAGAGAUUAUGGAAAGCAAUUCAGGGAGAACUUUCACUGUCAAUGGCCAGCAACCAAGCAUUAUCUUAGAGGUGAUAUAG
Molecule: messenger RNA, 423 nt
Organism: Arachis ipaensis
Lineage: Eukaryota; Viridiplantae; Streptophyta; Magnoliopsida; Fabales; Fabaceae
Source: RefSeq, a predicted model, not a curated record